CAGCUCUGCUUGUGUCACAUGGAAGCACAGUAGCUGAGCCGAGGGGAUGCGAGUACAGAUGGAAGGGGCUUGAGGGAUUGUGGAGGAGAAAACCUGGAGGUAACACUGGAGAAAGCGGCAGCAGCAGCAGCAGCAGCAGCAGCACACAAGCAGGUUAGACACUUCCCAGCCUCCCUUCUGGCUGGGGAGCAGAGGCGCGCGGACGGGGCGCACAAGCGGGUCAGCGGGCGCUAAAGGAUGUCACAUGCAAUAUGCUGCAUUCCUGUUUUCUGAAGCCCAAGAAAGCCAAGUUCUCUUCUUGAUUGAUUAUGCUCGCGGGGAGCGCCUGGUCCGAGGGGAAGCAGAAACUAAAUGAAGCGACCAGGGUUGAUGCUGCGCCUCCCAAAAUCUCUGAGCUGAAUCCCAGUGAGAACGUGGUACUUCCCUGCGUGGAUGAGUUGUAAGGGUGUGAGUGUGAGUGUGUGUGAGAGCAAGUGAGCGUCAGCGCUCCCACAUGGCCUCCAUGCAGGACGGGCUGAACUUCACGGCUCCUCCCUACGGCAAGGUCCUGCUGCUGGGUGCUAUCGCUGCUGCCUCAGCCUUUGUUGUCACCAUCCUCAUCGUGGUGCUCUGCGUGGGCUGCCAGAGGAAGGGGAAGACACACAAUGUUCCCAGCGAGGGUGGAAAACACCGUCUCAUGGACAUGGGUAUACUCAGGCAGUCGAAGCUGCGUUCCAUCAGUAAAUCAGACACUGAGAUGAACAAGAUGAACUGCAAUGGCAAAAGCAGGCAGCUUCCCCAGAUCCCCUCCGGGACUGGAGAGGACGGAGAGCACACUUACUCUGAAGUGGGCCGAAGCUCUUCCACCACACGUACUGACGAUGCCCUGUACGCCAUGGUAGGCAGGGCCGGGCAGACGGACACCCCGGCCCCUCCGGCAGUCCCCGCCAACACCCCGGCGCCCCCAGACCCAGACGGUGAUGUGGAAGGAGGGCUACCCGAACCCGAGGCCCAGGUCAUGGCUCCCCCUCACCCUCCGGAGACGGCCGAGUACGCCUGCGUCAGGAAGCUGAGGAAGGCUGACAAGGCACCCCAAAAGAGGGACAGCGGGACGGAUAUGGUGGAGCCGCCGGUGCCGCCUCCACGACACGCCCCGCCGUCACAUCCCGCCCCUCCUCCACCACACCCCCAUAGCACAAAGUUGCCCCGUAGAAACGUGGAUGCCUUCAACGUCCCGGCGUUCCCAAAGCACUUUCAGCUGCAUCUCAUCUCCAUGACAACUGGGCAAACUCCAUACGCUGAUGAAGACCAUGAGAUGCAGUUGAAAGUGGAAAAGCUAGAAGUGAUGUUCAUGGGCAACGGAGAGCAGUAUAUCUGGAAGCCUCCAGAGGAGGAGGAGAUGCUCAUGCACCAAACUAAAGCCCUGGGACCACCAAGUGCUCACACAGUGGAGAAUAUACAACCGGCUGCCACUGUGGUGGCUGAGAUGUACUCCAAGGUGUGUAAACCAGGAAAGAAGAAGAGAGCCGUGCCGGGGUCUCCUCCAGCCAAUCCUGGCUUCCGGACCUUGGGUCGUGGAGACCGGGACCGAGACCGGGACGGGGGGUUUAGUGUAGUGGUCAAACCCCAGACGUGGGCCCUUCAAGAGGGCAAAGCAGUGGGAGGGCCCCUGGUAGACCACUGCUACGAGUCCAUCGGGACAGAGGAGUGCGAUCUGGCCUAUGAGAACAUGGAAGGUGGCGGCGCCUGGAAGCGAGAGAGGCCCCCCAACACGUGUGCCACCCUGCGGCCGAGGAGGAAGAAAGCCCAGCAGCCCUUGCAGCAACAGCAGCCCCCUCCCCCGCCGCCCACACAGCAGACCCCCAAGUUACAGCACCUGCCCGCCAAAGCCCUGCUGCUGCCGGGGGAGAACCUGUAUGAAAGCAUCGGCGACCUGAAGCAGGGCUCCGCCACCUCCAGCACCACCACCAUCUUCACUUUCAACGACGGCAUGGAGAUGUAUGUGACAGGGCUCUGAGGCGGCGGCUGCACUGUGACCCCUAUCCUUCCACACAAGGAGCUGAGCUCACACCACAAGGAGUGACGGCUGAGCCCCUGUCAUGCUCACCCACACAUACUGUUUACAUUCAAGUCAUAACGUCAUGCCUCUCACAGGCCCACGAGGCCUCGGGCAAUAACGUUGAUCUGUUAUGACCUGGGCUGAACACAAAGUCCAAUCUAAAAACCUUAUAAGGAAUCCAAAGGUAGUGAAUAAUAAAUGAGCACAAGACCAUCGCAGAGCAGUCUGCAGGUAACAGUAGCACUUCUAUUUUACUGAUACAUAUGUGCGAAGCACAAUAAAGUAAAAAGCCUAAAUUCUUCCUCAAUUCUAGCGGGUAAAAAUAGUCCUAGCAGGACUCUUAUCAGGGGAAAAAGGCACAGCGUUGUGUGAAAUCUUUUGGUAGCACUUAUCAUGAACAGGCCUUCCCUGUAGUUGGUCAAGAUGUGAUUCAGGACGGAAUUAAAAUGAUAUAAAGGAAUGAAUUACUAAUCAAAAUUCUUGAACGCUCAGGGACCGAGAGAAACAAUUAUGAGAGUAUUAUAAUAAAAAUUGCACACAUUUUGCAUUCCUCCUAAAAGCUUCAACUAAUUUAGACUAUCAUUAUGUUGAAAAACCAACCAGAUACUUCCCUCCGUCAUGUUUUGUUUCAUCUUACAUGGACUGAACACUGUCUCCACUGCCGUCUGUAAAUGAAGUGUUUUACUUUGUUGAUCCUGUUUCUGCACUUUGCCUGCUACAAGUUGCAUGCUAAAAAAA
Molecule: messenger RNA, 2776 nt
Organism: Sander lucioperca (pikeperch)
Lineage: Eukaryota; Metazoa; Chordata; Actinopteri; Perciformes; Percidae
Exons: 8
Coding region: 494-1996 (500 amino acids)
Biological process (GO): B cell receptor signaling pathway; negative regulation of T cell activation; intracellular signal transduction
Cellular component (GO): membrane raft; plasma membrane
Source: RefSeq, a predicted model, not a curated record